CAGGUUCUAUUGGAAGUAGUAGCGGUAUUGCAGCGAAUCUUACUAGUGGUGGUAGCAGUAGUGGCGGUGGCACUGCAGGCAGUGUUGGUAAUACUAUUAGCGCUCCAGGCAGUGGAUCGAGUGGAGGAGCUGCAGGUGCUGGUCCCAGACGUCAGGGUAGUUUUACGAAUGUUUUUUCGAAAAUAAUUGAUGGUAUGCCAGCCAGUACAAUGUUUUCGAAAUUCAAGAGUGUCAAUACCCCCGUUACACAACAAACUGUCAUCGAAGGUAAUCCGAUUAAGCAAUAUUUCGAUAUUGGCAAACAAGUGGCUUGUGCUGGUCCCGAGUUAGCUUGGAAAAUACACGAUGGCAGUCGGAAGAGUGAUGGGAAGGAAUGCUCAAUAUUUGUGUUUGAGAAAAAAGUUGCCGAAAAAUUACACAAACCCAGACGCAAGGAAACAAUAACGGAAAUUUUAAAAAAUUCAGUUAAAAAUUUAGAAAGAUUUCGACAUCCUAAGAUGCUUCAAAUUUAUCAUACGGUAGAGGAAUCUUCAGAAACAUUGGCUUUUGCCACCGAACCAAUUUUUGCAAGUCGCAAUAUAUUAGCGUUUCAUGAAUCCAAAACAUAUGAAAAUGUCAUCCCACCAAAUACUGGCAAUAAUCAGUCAAUGCAACAAUCACAAACACCAACGCCCAUGAGGCCAACACAUGCCAAAGACUAUACAUUUUUGGAUAUUGAAUUAAAAUGUGGAUUUUUACAGUUAAUAGAAGCAAUAACAUUUUUACAUUACUCUGGGCAUGUUAUACAUCGGAAUAUCUGUCCAUCCUCAAUAUUAAUUACAAAACGGGGUACCUGGAAAUUAGCUGGUUUAGAAUUUUUAGAAAGAAUGAAUGAGACUGAUAUAAAUGAAUCCAUCACAUGUCAACCGUGGACAACACGCAGUUCAAAAAUGGCCCAGCCAAAUUUGGAUUUUAUGCCACCUGAAACUCAAAUACAUUCCAAAUGUAGUCUUCUUAGUGACAUGUUUUCUUUAGGUUUAGUAAUCUGUGCUGUUUUUAACAGAGGACGUCCCAUUAUCCAAGCAGGCAAUAUACCAGCCAACUAUAUUAAACAAUUGGAAAUGUUGGAUGAUAAUGUACAAAAAAUGUUACCAAGAGUUCCAGUGCCAUUGCAAGAAGCCACAUCACGUCUAGUAAAUCGAGAUCCAACCGCAAGACCAACAGCCCAACUGUUACAAUUGAUUAAGUACUUUGUUGAUCCGGCGGUAAAUGCCCUCAAGUUUCUUGAUGUGGUUAACAUGAAGGAUACAUCACAAAAAUCCCAAUUUUAUAAAGUCACAUUAAUGGAAAGCAUGCCGCUGAUACCCAAGAAAUUGUGGUGGCAAAAUCUUUGGCCUAUGCUGCAGUCGGAAAUUAGCAAUGGCGAAGUGUUGGCAGCAGUUUUACACCCUGUCCUCACUCUUUUGCAGGAAUCUUCGAAAACUGAAUACGAAGCUGUUAUGGCACCAACUAUGAAAAUCAUUUUAAAUGGACCCAAAUCUAUACAAGCAACUGUUACUUUACUAGAGAAUUUACAUUUGAUUAUUGAUAAAACACCAACAGAGGAUGUCACUACGGAUAUUAUGCCAAUGUUAUUUGCAUCCUUUGAAAGUUCCACCAUACAAGUGCAGAAUGCUGCGGUAGUUGCGGUUACAAAUGUUUAUGACAAUAUUACAGAAGCGUCAAUUAAACGUAUGGUUUUGCCUAAAGUUAAAUCGGUUUUCGAAAAGAAUCUCACCGAUCCCAAAAUUGUACAAAAUGUAUUGAUUUGUGUAGAAAGUCUGAUGGACAGAAUGGAUAAACCAGAGGUAACGGAAGAAAUUUUAUCGAUACUUGCUGGUGUGGAAAUACCAGAUCCAGAUUUAAUAAUGCGUUCUGUGCGUAUUUAUCAGCGUAUGUUCUUUGAUGUUUCGUAUAAUUUAACAACCGAAGCAAUUGCCAAUAAUGUGUUGCCUUUGCUGAUACCACAUACGAUAAAUCCACAUUUAUCAUUGGAACAAUAUUGUCUUUUACUCGAGGCAAUUCAAUCAUUUUUGGAAAAUAUUGACCGACAACAACGCAAUCGCUUGAAAAUGGAGAACAUAUCAAUAUCAUCACCGGAACGUCAUCGCAUCUUAAGGCAUCAGUAUUCAACGGAUAAUAUGAAUGCAAUACCACCAUUUAAUAUACCCAAUUUACGCAUUGAUCAACGUAAAACAUCCAGUGCCGAAGAUAUGGCAAGAAAAAAUUCUGGUGGCUCUGGUAUGUUGGGUGGCUGGUGGUUUGGCUGUUCGCCCUCAUCGCCGGAUAGUAAUUUUCUACGUGUGGCGAAUGCAUUUCCCAAUCGUCGUUUAUCAGACAAUACAUUAAUGACACCAAAAAUACGUAUUGCACCUUCAUGUGCUUCCUCGCCGGGUGGUACGCCCGGCAGUGGUUUGCCAACGCGACGUCAUUCCAGCAUUGGUCCACAGGAGAGACGUGGCUCAACAAUAAAUCUAUCGCCACCUACGGCGUAUGGUUUUGGUGCAAGAGGUGGCUCAGGAUCAAGUCUUUCGGUUCCCUCAUCGUCUGUUUAUGUA
Messenger RNA from Lucilia sericata (common green bottle fly), 2576 nucleotides. It is a transcript of the gene bma, whose product is annotated as SCY1-like protein 2. The record is from RefSeq and is a predicted model, not a curated record. Gene Ontology annotation, biological process: protein phosphorylation. Lineage: Eukaryota; Metazoa; Arthropoda; Insecta; Diptera; Calliphoridae. Gene Ontology annotation, molecular function: protein kinase activity; ATP binding.